Molecule: messenger RNA, 8078 nt
Organism: Zootoca vivipara (common lizard)
Lineage: Eukaryota; Metazoa; Chordata; Lepidosauria; Squamata; Lacertidae
Gene: RPS6KA5
Product: ribosomal protein S6 kinase A5
Biological process (GO): protein phosphorylation; intracellular signal transduction
Molecular function (GO): protein serine/threonine kinase activity; magnesium ion binding; ATP binding
Source: RefSeq, a predicted model, not a curated record
UUCAGUGUGGCGGCGGUGGCGGGGAGGGGAGUCGAUAGAAUCUCAUCGAUAACUGAGCUCCUUCACCCUACCGCCCCUUCCCCCACCUCUUGGCGGUCUCUCUACUCCCCCCCCCGAGAUAGGAAUGGGGGUCGGUGGGUGAAUGAGGAGCUCUGAAGCGUUUCCAAGGGCGCCGAUGGUUAAACGGGCACUUGUCAAUGUAGGCGCCUCGUUUCGUUAUUGUCUUCUAAAGCUCUCGUUGGUUGUUGCUUUCUUCCCCCCAGAACAACAACAACAACAACAGAAGCCCUGGGAACAUGGGGCUCUUUCGCUGAGUGAUAAAGUCUCCCUUUCGUCUUCGGGCGGCGCUGGCGCUGGCUGAGCCUCCUUGCCUCACCAUCGGCACUCCGUGGGGUGGGGGGACAGGCGUGGAGAGGGUGAAAAGUGGUGGUUGUGGGGGGCGGAGGGGCCUCUGAGGAAAUGGAAGGACCCGCCGGACGAUCCGCGGAAGAAGCGGACCCGUCUCUCUUCACCGUCAAACACGAGCUGAAGAACGCAAACUUGACUGGUCAUGUAGAGAAGGUGGGCAUUGAGAACUUUGAACUGCUGAAAGUUCUUGGGACAGGAGCUUAUGGGAAGGUGUUUCUAGUCAGGAAAAUAAGUGGUCAUGAUGCUGGCAAGUUAUAUGCCAUGAAGGUUUUGAAAAAAGCAACAAUAAUUCAAAAAGCCAAAACAACUGAACAUACGAAGACUGAACGGCAAGUACUAGAACACAUACGACAGUCUCCAUUUUUGGUGACUUUGCAUUAUGCGUUUCAGACAGAUGCAAAGCUUCAUCUCAUUUUGGAUUACAUAAAUGGAGGAGAACUUUUUACCCAUCUUUCACAAAGAGAGAGAUUUACUGAAGAUGAGGUACGAAUAUACAUUGGAGAGAUUGUAUUAGCACUUGAACACCUGCACAAGUUGGGAAUUAUAUAUCGUGAUAUAAAACUUGAGAAUAUUCUACUUGAUUCUAAUGGCCAUGUGGUACUGACUGACUUUGGCUUGAGUAAGGAGUUUGUUAGUGAUGAAAAUGAAAGAGCAUAUUCCUUCUGUGGAACUAUAGAAUAUAUGGCUCCUGAUAUUGUUAAAGGAGGGGAGACAGGUCAUGAUAAGGCUGUUGAUUGGUGGAGUCUAGGUGUUCUUAUGUAUGAAUUAUUAACAGGAGCAUCACCUUUUACUGUUGAUGGGGAAAGAAACUCACAAACUGAGAUAUCUAGGAGAAUAUUGAAAAGUGAACCUCCUUAUCCCCAAGAAAUGACUGCUCUAGCCAAAGAUAUAAUUCAAGGUCUUCUGAUGAAAGAUCCCAAGAAAAGACUGGGCUGUGGUUCAAAUGGUGCUGAUGAAAUAAAACAGCAUCCCUUCUUCCAGAAAUUGAGUUGGAAUGACUUGGCUGCCAAAAUAGUGCCAGCUCCAUUUAAACCAGUAAUUCGUGAUGAAUUGGAUGUUAGUAACUUUGCAGAGGAGUUUACAGAAAUGGACCCAACAUAUUCUCCAGCAAGCACACCACAAGCUGCAGAUAAGCUUUUCCAGGGAUAUUCCUUUGUUGCUCCUUCUAUCUUAUUCAAACGUAAUGCAGCCACUAUGGAUCCUGUUCACUUCCUGACAGCAGUGGACCGACCUGGAAUUACAAGUAUUGCCAGGAGUGCUAUGAUGAAGGACUCUUCAUUUUAUCUUCACUAUGAACUGGACCUGAAAGAAAGACCACUGGGAGAAGGAAGUUUUUCCAUCUGUCGAAAAUGCUUACACAAGAAAACUAGCCAAGAAUAUGCAGUAAAAAUAAUUAGUAAAAGGUUAGAAUCCAACACUCAGAGAGAAAUAACAGCUUUAAAACUUUGCGAAGGACAUCCCCAUGUUGUGAAGCUGCAUGAAGUUUACCAUGAUCAGCUCCACACUUUUCUAGUAAUGGAACUUUUGAAAGGAGGAGAAUUACUUGAACGUAUCCAGAAAAAGAAGCACUUCAGUGAAACUGAAGCUAGUUAUAUAAUGCGCAGACUUGUUUCAGCAGUGAGCCACAUGCACGAUGUAGGAGUAGUCCACAGAGACUUAAAACCUGAGAAUUUAUUAUUUACAGAUGAAAAUGAUAGUUCAGAAAUAAAAAUAAUUGAUUUUGGAUUUGCCCGCUUAAAGCCACCUGACAAUCAGCCUCUUAAAACGCCGUGUUUUACCCUUCAUUAUGCUGCACCAGAGCUCUUAAAUCAUAGUGGUUAUGAUGAAUCCUGUGAUCUCUGGAGUUUGGGAGUCAUUUUGUAUACAAUGCUCUCAGGACAAGUACCCUUCCAGUCUCAAGAUAAAAAUGUAACAUGCACAAGUGCAUUGGAAAUUAUGAAGAAAAUUAAGAGAGGAGAGUUCUCUUUUGAAGGAGAUGCUUGGAAGAAUGUCUCUCAGGAAGCCAAAGAUUUGAUACAAGGACUUCUUACAGUGGAUCCAAAUAAGAGAAUUAAAAUGACCAGUUUGAGAUACAAUGAAUGGCUUCAAGAUGGUAGCCAACUGUCAUCCAACCCGUUAAUGACUCCAGACAAUUUAGGAUCUUCAGGAGCUGCUGUACACUCUUAUGUCAAAGCAACCUUUAAUGCCUUUAACAAAUACAAGAGGGAAGGAUUUUGCCUACAGAAUGUUGACAAGGCACCUCUUGCAAAAAGAAGGAAGAUGAAAAAAACAAGUACAAGUACCGAGACUCGCAGCAGUUCCAGUGAAAGUUCUCAUUCUUCUUCUUCUCAUUCACAUGGUAAAACUACUCCUACAAAGACCCUGCAGCCAGCAAAUCCUGCAGACAGCAAUAAUCCAGAGAGCAUCUUCCAAUUCUCCGACUGAAAAACAGAGAUUUGCUCUGAUGAAGAAUUUGCUGGCAUAUGUGUUCCUUUAAAAAGAGUGUUUAGAUGUGUAUGGAAGGACUUCUGGUCCAGUGGAGGCGUCCACUAAAAUAGGAGGAGAGGCAUUCAUUAACUCUAUUCUGGAGUGUCCCCCAACUCUGGUGCAGAUUCUUGGGGUGGGCAAUGGAGGCUGAGAUGGGGAACUCAGUAAGAACUGAAUCCCACCUCUUCUGUUAGCAAAUGCCUCUGCUGGAUCAAAAAUCCUUCCAUAAGCACACAAUCACUUGUUGGAUUCUGCCCAUAGCUUAUAGGCACACAUUUUAUUUUCUAAUCUUUUGUUUCAGUCCUAGUCUGAAAAAUGACAUGUUAAAAUACUGCUGUGGUUAUAACCAGCAUUGAGGUUGUUGAAGCUAUUAAUGAACAAAGCUUGGGGUGGAAUUCAACAUCAUGCUAAUAGUUUCCUCCCCACCAGCACAAGCAUUUCUGCUUGCCAGACAGAACCAUCUCCCCUCUCCUCCCCCUGUGUGCUGUUCUGGGGGUUCUCCCAACUCACCACCUUUGUGGGAGGAGCGGGCAGGGUACAUGGGGGGGAGGAGAAGGGGGGGAAAGCUUGAUUGUGCUACUGGGAGUCCCAGCACUGGCUUCCACUAACACACUGGGUUAGUUGAAUCCGGCCCUUGUAGUCCUUUGAGGUAGCUGGACAUGCAAAAUAGGCUUUCUCAUUGCUAGUUAAGGAACUAUAGUUUCAUAAGCUCUCAGAACUCCCUUUACUAGCAGUGACUGUCCAGGAUUCAUGCAGAUACCUUAAUUAAGGCUGGGUUUCUUUGGAAAUUUCUGUAUAUUGGAAAGAUGACAGUAUGAUUUUAUGAGUCUUGAAACAUAAUGGCCAGGAUCAAAAAUAGUGGCUUUCACAAAUGCAGCAGCUUUUGUCCAUAUGCAGGUUUCCUGCAUAAGGAAAAUCAAGUCACAUCCAAAGAUAAUUUUCAGCAUGUGAAAUGGAUGCACAGAUCCUUGCACAAUACACAGGCAACAUUUUUGCUGUUCAGGGCUUGGCAACUAGUAUGCAGAACUUUGUGAUUACUUCUUCUGUAGAUUUUGGCCAUUUCCUAUUUUCUAUUUUGAAUGACUUUUGGGGUUUUUUAAUAGCUUCUAAUACAGUACUUAUAAAAGGAACUUACUGUUUUCUUAGCAUUCAGUGCUAAAAACAUGUCAAGAUUUUCUAAACAAAUAGGUUUAUCUUAUACAGUAUAUUUAUGCCUAGUUGCUAAAUAUAAAAAUGAUUUUCUCUUAAUUGCAAAUUCUAUAUUCCUGCUAUCAUGUGUGGGUCCAAAAAUUAAGCAUGCUGUGAUAUAUUUGACAGUGUGCUAUCUAGUUGUAGCAUAAUAUUUGAGGUUUUAAUGAUACGUAAUGCUUACGCAUGAUUUGGUACACCUAUAAUUGCAUUUGGUGAGUAGCUGAACAAAGUGAAAAAUGCCUUUUGGAGAUGCUGUGUAACUUGGAGAUGCUCUAGUAACUGCAGUGAGAAUUAUGAACUUACCACACCAUUCAGCUUUGCAAUAUUAAGCUUUUGUUUUCUUGCCAUGAUUUCCAGACCUAUAUGCAAUACUCUUCAGAUUGUGCCUCCUCUCAUGUUGGGGCAUGUUUUGACUUUAAACCAUAUAUGCACUGGGAAAACUAAAGGGAUAUUCUAUCAAACACUGUGCUUCACAUUUGUACACUGUGUUUGUAAUACGGUAAGAUUUCCUACCGUAGCUGUAAUAUAUUUGGAAUCAUAAAUGUGACUUAUUGAUGCAUUUAAAAUGGUAACGUUUUUAAUUGUGAUGCAUAAUUUCUCAACAUAUGCAGAGCACUUCUACAGCACAUGUGCUCCAAUCUUGCAAAAAGUUAUUGAGUAGUCCCAUUGUGAAUUCUUUGGGGCAGUUUGUGUAAAGUUAAACUCAUGCAUAGAUAUUUGCAUGAUCAGAGAACAUCUAGUAGUUUGUAAAAACACCUUGCUGCAUUGUAAAAUAAACUAGAUCCAAAUCCUAUGCAUAUAUAUAUAUAUAUAUAUAUAUAUAUAUAUAUAUAUAUAUGGCUUGUUUACAAAGUUGCAUCUAUUAUCAGUGUUUUGAGAAAUCUAAUGCAGGCUUACCUAUGGAAAUUGAUGGAAAACUGUCUUGAAAAGAGUAUAUUUUUUCUGUGUUGCUGUAGUGUAAUUGGUAGCACUUUCAUCAGGAAUGAGAUUAAUGGUUCAAGAGGUAUUUUAUGUGUGGCUUUCUAGAUUCUUGUCAGCAUUCUUGCAAUCAAAUUGUCAUUUACAGAAAAGUUGAGAUUCUAGCCUUUGUUGUAGCCUUGCGGAUCUAGUGAUAGAAACUAGGAAGCUUGUAAUCUAGCAACAGAUGAGCAAUGUGAUCUUUUGCAUGUUUGUUAAUGCAUGCUUACUUAAAAGCAAAAGCUGCUGAAGUUUAACUGACUAGCAAGGAUCAUAUAAUUGCAACCAUAAUUAUUUUGUCCCUUGAGGUGGCUUAAGUGACUUAAUCAUUUGACAUCCUAAUCUGAGUUUGUUCACAAUUGGAGUUGCUAAUUCCAAGAUCCAUACAGCAUAGAAUUAACACAGCUUGUUCACCAGAUGUGCCUUGGCUUCCACACUGUGUUUAGGAACUUACAUUAUGCCUGCAGUUUGUAUAUUCAAACAUGGACGGGACAGAAGCUUGUACUGUUUUUUUUCCUUCCAUUUUUUUCAUUUUUAAGGCAGAUAAGCUGGAACACUUAAAAGUUUCCAGUAUGGCCCUGGUGCUAAAAAAGUGGCACAUCUUUGAGUCUGAGAAGUUCUCACAGUUUAUUUAUAUGAAUUACUUAGGCCAGGCAUCCCCAAACUUUGGCCCUCCAGAUGUUUUGGACUACAAUUCCCAUCAUCCCUGACCACUGGUCCUGUUAGCUAGGGAUCAUGGGAGUUGUAGGCCAAAACAUCUGGAGGGCCAAAGUUUGGGGAUGCCUGACUUAGGCUGUAGUCUUUUGCAUACUUAUUUGGAAGCCCCAUUGAAUUCAGUGGGGCCUAAUUCUGAGUAAAUAUGCAUAGGAUUGUGCUCUUAAUUUAAUACUUUGAGAUAAAUUGCCACAGAGCUUCUAAACUGAUAGAAAAUAUGAAAACUGUAUUGUUUACAUUAUCCGGAUCUUUAUAUUUUAAAGUUUUAUGUGAUGAUAGCACAAAUAACUUAAAGUAGUAGUUUAAAUUAAGCUGUUCAGUACUAUGCCAGCAUUUAGUUUGGAUUCACUUGGUGAAUCUUUCUUCAAGAAUAUGACCUUCCCUUCCCUCUCCACCCCCCAUUGUAUUGACCUAUACAAUGGAACAUUUUCUCUGUAAUAAAUCAAUGCAUCAUGAUUAUGCAAAAACCACCAAUUAAUAGAUGAAAGCUAUUUUAGUGUUCAGUAAAUUAAACAGAAAUGUUUUGCUAUACUUCUUUUGAUUUUUCCAUUUCACUUUAAAGAUUGAUUAAAAUGUGUACUUUUAAAAAUAAAUUCUUAGGAGUUCAGCAGAUUAAAUUGCAAUGCGGUGAGCCCUAAUUUAAAUCUAUAUGUAGUUUAAAAUAAUUAUUUAAAACAAUCUAGUCCCUUUUGGAGAAAUCCAAAUAAAUGGUGUUUUAUAUUAGAAUAGUUUCAUUGAUAUUUGGUAGGACUUCAUAAAACGUGCAGAGUAAAAUAAUGAUUUAAUUUCUCAGGAAAAGGGGGAGUUUGUAUUUCCAUUGUUCUCUUGCACAGGCAGCUAUCAAGAAAGAUCGUGAACAUUUUUGUACUCUUGGGAGUGGAUUUUAUCUGAUAAAAGCAUAAGUGGGUGCAGAGCACAACUUUGAUUAUGUUUUUAUUCAAAUAGUUAUGUUUUCAAAAUUUUGAAUGCGUACAUUAUAUAAUUUUAUUGGUUACAUUUUGAAAUAGGUAUAAUAUGCUAAGUAGAGAAAGUAGUAUAAUAAUAGUGAUUAAGUGGUAGAGAUUAAGUGGUACAGAUGCAGUUGUGUUGCCAUAAAUGCUACUUGCAUCGGACAAUUAAUUAGUUUAAUAAAAUGUUAUUCCUUCAAGCUGAUAGAAAAAAAAUACUAAAAGCGUGAAGCAAAUAAUUUCUUAUGGCUUGAUCAUGUUUAGUCUUCAGUCUAUCAGGCAAAUGGAUAUUGUUUCCUGUUUGCAGUGCAACAGAACUGGGGACAGGACUGUGGAUGACUCCCUUCUCUGGCUAAUUUGUUAAUUGAUUCUCCAGGACACCAGUAGGUCGGUGCAAUAUUAUUUUAGGAAACUCCUCCAGUGAAGCUAGAAAACUUUGGGGUUUUUUUUGUUUUAAUUUCAGGAAAAAAUGUUUAAUAUAUUUACAGAGAAAAUAUUUGUAUCGGGUAUACAUAAAAACAAUCCAUAUGCACUUUUACAUGGAGGAAGCAGGGAAGAUGUGAUUUUGAGGAACCGGGCAGGGCAGGGGUGUUGCAAGGAGAAGGGGAAAUAAAUUAAAUUUUCCAUUUGCCUGUGGGAGAAUUCUGUUCUGGGGAAAUCUGGAUCCUACCUGAUGAACCAAACAAGGAUAAAAUGUAAACCCCAAAUUUUAUAUACAGUAAUUAAUCAGGGUUUCUUUUCUACUGGAGAAAGCCAUGUAAACCCACAGAUAUUGGUAUGGCUAAAUAUAUAAUUUUCUGAUAUGUUUAUGUUAAGGCUUAUAUUGCUACAAAAGAGAAGAUAAUGUUGGUUUGUGACAUGAAACAUAAUUGUUAUGAUAGUUAUCUGUGUGCAAAGCUUGUUCCCCUUAAUUGAUUUUGUGUCCUUCACUAGUUAAGGUUUCAUGCUAAAAUCCUUUACAGGGUUAACUGGGAGUAAGCUCCAUUGAACUCUGUGGGAUUUAUUGCUGAGUAAAUAUAUACAUAAGAUUGUGUUAUGGAUUGUGUUAUACAUAAUCCUGCAUAGUCAAUUGAAGGUUUAAUUCAGUUGAACUAAAAUCAAAACAAUAGGCUUUAUUUAUUUCCAUCUCUCUUUUUAUUGACUUAGUCCAUCCAGCCCAUUACAGUCUGAAUAGUAGUAGUACAUCUCCAGGAUCUAAGGCAAGGCUCUUCUCCAGUCCUGCUACCAGAGAUUAUUUAAACCAGGGGCCCCAAACUACGGCCCCCGGGCCGGAUGCGGCCCAAUUGGCCUCCCAAUCCGGCCCGCGACGACCCCCGCCGCCCGCUGCCGCUGCCCGCUCUUACGGCGCGCGGCGCGGCGGCGAUCUUCAAAAUUGGCAAAAAAAUCGCCGAAAAU